CUGAAAAAGAUAUCCACUCGCGUUGCACCGACAGCGGAGCACCCCAAUCCCCUUCUCCCCAUUUCUUUCUCGCCUCAUCCUCGCUCCGCCUUGUGCCGGUAUACCGGUAUACCCUCUUGCCCCGCCGUCUUCCCGCCGUACAUUAUUAUGUCACUUCGGAAACGGAAGCGUGUUGGGAGCAGCGGACGCCUCUCCUCCUCCGACGGAACCCUAACGGAAGAGUCCUCCCCCUCCCAGCCGUCGCCCCCCCUCCACCCCGCCUCCAGCCUUGGCGGCUUCAACGACCCGGCCACCGCCGACGUCCUCCUCCUCCUCCAGCCGGACGACCCCGAUUCCUUCCAGUCGCUCGAGCUCCACCUCCACUCCGCCGCGCUCCGCCGCUCCCGCUACUUCUCCGCCCUCCUCUCCGACCGAUGGCACCACCCCGACCCCGGCGGAGACGGGAUCCGGCAGCUUUUCCUCAAGAUCUCCCCUGCCGGCGACCUACGCUGCCCCCCAUUCGACGCCUACGUCGCCGUCCUCCGCCUCCUUCACACCCUCGACUUCGCCGGCGCGAUCCGCUCGGUAGCCGACGCCCUGGAGAUGCUUCCGGUGGCGCUGGAGCUCCUCUUCGAUGACUGUGUCCGGGCCUGUGUCCGGUUCCUCGAGGCCGUGCCGUGGACCGAGGAGGAGGAGGAGGGGAUCCUCAGCGUGAUCCCCUUCCUUCGCGAAGAAGAAUCCCGAGAUCUCCUUGCUAGGGUUUCUCCGAAGGCGGCCGCCGGAGACUGGAAUUGCACGUCGGAGGGGAUGCUCUGCGGCUUGAUCCAUUCGGCGAUCCAUGGCCAUCCGAACGUGGCCACCGUGAAGGCCUUCGUGGCGAAGCUACUGAGAGAUUACUCCUCUCGGGAUUCGGUGCGGAGGGUGCUGGACCAAGCCUUCUUGUUGGGCUUGGACACGGUGAAGGAGUUGCUAGGGAAGUAUGCGAGGCCGGAUUUCAGGAUGGCAGGGGAUAACGAUGAGAGGGAGGCGAUUCAGAGGCUUAAUCUGCACGCGACCAUGGUGAAUGUGAAGCACCUGCAUUGGCUGGUGGAGAGGAUGAUCGAGCUGAGGGUGGCUGACACAGCGGUGAAAGAGUGGAGUGAGCAGACUGCGCUUGCUGCUGACUUGCAGAAGACUUUCAGGGAUGAUGCAUGGAAGAACAUAGCUCCGGGACUGCCGACGCUCGUUGCAAGGUGCACUUGCCGGCUUGCCAAUUCAGUUGCUUCUGGGUCUACUUUGGCUCCUGGGCAGAUGAGGGACUGCUGCUCAUAGUCAGCUUAUGACAAUUGCACAACCUGAUAGAUUUUGUCUUCAGGAAGCUAUGGAAAAGAGAGAGACUAGUGAUCAAUGUUUAUGGCAGGCAUCAUGUGUGUUAUAAACUAUACAAGUAAUAUUAUAAUGCACUUUGAUGCUGGGCUAUUAUAUGUGAAUAUUUGUAACGCAAGCUUGCAUGGUGCCACACAUGUAUGUCUGUUCGUGCAUGUUUGCAUGUAAAUAAGUUUGUAUAUGAUCUCUUUGUAUAGUAAUGUUGCUUAUUUGCUGGUCGAUUCAAGCUCAAGUCAUGUACUUAUAGUUCCAUUUCCUCUCUGGUUUCCACAAUUCUUUGGAUGACGUGAUGCUAUUAUGUUUGUAGAGUUUCUUUGUAGGCACUUUUUUGGGUAUAGUACGAGUCUAGUAGGCAAGCAUUCAUGUGUAACCAUAUCUAUUCCUUGUUUAAGUAUGUUAUUAUUGAAUAGAAAAUCCUGGUAUGCUAACCAUUAAGUUUCUUAGUGUUAACUCAAUGUCUGUCCUUUAUGUUACUUGAAAAUUUUAAAUUGUUAAUGCUUGUCCAGUAAUUAUCAAAUCUGUUCACAUACUUUUAUGGUAUUUCAUUGACAGCCUGAUGCCACUUGUUCAACAAUUUUCAUAUUCAAGCUUGGGAGAGGCAUUAAGGAAUUACUGAUUAAGAACUAAUUAGUAUCAUUUAUGUCAUGGAGAUGCCCUUUAGCUUAAAUUAGAAAAAAAUUUGGAUUAUAAGUUUUCUGGUUUUAAAAUUUUAAUUGCUGACUUACCACCAGCUAAGCUAUGCUUGAGCUGACAAUUUUACAUCAUUAGCAGUAUAAGGUUCUUAGUAUUAGCGUUUCAUAU
Molecule: messenger RNA, 2145 nt
Organism: Phoenix dactylifera (date palm)
Lineage: Eukaryota; Viridiplantae; Streptophyta; Magnoliopsida; Arecales; Arecaceae
Source: RefSeq, a predicted model, not a curated record